CUCUCGAAAGCAACGAAUUCACAAUUCACAGUUCUGGGAGGGUGGAUGGAGUGAAUGUUCAGUUGUUGCGGUUUGUUCGGGCUGUUUAGAUGGACAAAAUGCUCCCUUAUGAAGCGCAAGGAAUUCUCGUUCGCAUGGCCAUCGCGGUGCUAUCGUUGGGCGUCUCCAUAGUCAUCCUAUUGCUGAUCCCCAACUGGGUGGAGACCCGCGAGUCCUCUGAGAUCUCUGUGUGGUACAACAUCGGUCUGCUACAGACAAUCGGCGGAGUCUUUCUCAUUGUGGGCUCACUGAAGGCGAACCACUGGAUGUUCCUGCCCUGGCUGGUCGCGGCUAUUAUCUUCAUCUACACGCUGCUGUACAAGACCUUGAGCUACUAUUGCUAUCUGCACGGUAAACGUCUGGUUCUGGUAAUUCCCCUAUUCUACAUCAUUGCGGGUUUCUGGCUCUACUUUCUGUGCGAUGUCUUCAAGGACUUUCUCGACCUGCAUCGUAAAUCCUCUCCGGAGAUCCCCAGUCACGACCCACUAUGAUUUUGUUGCCGUUGUACUCGUACAUUCACAUUCACGGCAUUAAAGUGCACUCUUUUCUCCCACGUGAAA
Drosophila obscura is the source of this 599-nucleotide messenger RNA. RefSeq lists its product as uncharacterized. NCBI's taxonomy places the organism in Eukaryota, Metazoa, Arthropoda, Insecta, Diptera, Drosophilidae. Bases 90 to 530 code for a protein of 146 amino acids. The record is from RefSeq and is a predicted model, not a curated record. The transcript is spliced from 3 exons.